Messenger RNA from Porites evermanni, 445 nucleotides. Lineage: Eukaryota; Metazoa; Cnidaria; Anthozoa; Scleractinia; Poritidae. The record is from the annotation of a GenBank genome assembly.
AUGGCGUGGGUCGAUGUACGAAAGGCGUGUGAAUCAGCAGAUCACCAAUGCCUUAAGUAAAUGUUCAACAUACACCGCUUUCCGAGAUGGAUUGGCAAUGGCAUAGCAGGUCUCAGUGUGAACCAAGCAGGUGACUCAAACAUCCGAACUUAUUAGAUUUAAGAAAGGUCUUCACCAGGGGGAUGCUCUAUGUCCUAGGCUAUUAAUGCUGUCAGUAAACCCUGUUGUCUGGAAGCUACUAGCGACAGAGGGCUACCGUCUAUCUGAGGCUAUAGAUGCUAAAAUCACUGACCUGUUGUAUAUCGACGACUUAAAGAUCUAUGCGUCAUCAGAAGGAAAGUUGGCGAAGGUAAUGGAAGAUAUGAGAGACGCAUUGAAAGAUAUCGGUCUUCAUUGGAAGAAGAAGAAAGUGCGCGGUAACACAUGUCAAAGCUUAAAGGACUGG